Teleopsis dalmanni is the source of this 741-nucleotide messenger RNA. RefSeq lists its product as uncharacterized. Lineage: Eukaryota; Metazoa; Arthropoda; Insecta; Diptera; Diopsidae. The coding region runs from base 1 to 741 and encodes 246 amino acids. The record is from RefSeq and is a predicted model, not a curated record. Gene Ontology annotation, biological process: proteolysis. Gene Ontology annotation, molecular function: aspartic-type endopeptidase activity. The transcript has a single exon.
AUGCACAUAUGGCACAAAAAGCUAAAACCGACUUCGUCUACGGCGGCAGAGGAAGUUGUAAACGAAACAUCUACAAGACUGUUCGUCUAUGACAAUAAGACAAAAAAAUCAUUCCUAAUAGACACGGGUGCAGAUGUUUCACUUAUUGCCGCCAAACAAAAAAAUUCAAAUACAAACAAUAAGAACGAAAGAAUACUCUACGCAGCAAAUGGUUCUAUGAUCAAAACAUUUGGAGAAAUAGAGAUAACUCUAGCUCUUGGCUUACGAAGAAAUUUCACAUGGCCAUUUAUUAUCGCAGAUGUAAACACUUCAAUCAUCGGUGCAGAUUUUUUAAAUCAUUUCGGAUUAAUAGUAGACAUAAAAAUGAAACGAUUGAUCGACACAUCAACAAAGAUUUUCUCAGCCGCAAGCGAACGUAAGGUAAAUGCGCAAAAAAUAUCAACUGUGAACACAUCUUGCAAAAUUGCAGAUCUACUAAAAGAAUACAUCGACAUCACUAAACCAACACCGACAAAUCGCCAGGUGACCAAAGUCACUCACCACAUAUUAACAAAAGGUCCACCAAUAUGUGAGAGACCACGUAGGUUACCUCCAGACAAGCUAGCAGCAGCAAAAGAAGAAUUCCAAAACUUAGUCACAGCCGGAAUAUGCCGUCCAUCAAGCAGCAAUUGGGCUAGCCCCUUACAUAUGGUAAAAAAACAGACGGUAGUUGGAGACCUUGCGGAGAUUACCGUCGCUUAA